GCACGCACAGGCUCCACUCUCUCUCUCGCUCUCUCGGUAUAUAUAUUUUGACAGCUUGUCCAGCUGAAGAGCUCAUCUCGCUCAGGAGCGCUUUCACUUUCUCUUGCGUUUCCGAGAACACUCGCUGUGAGCCUGGGGUUGUCUCACGCCAAAGCGGUUAGCCAGAAGCCCCUGCAGCACGGCACCAUGAGCAAAAAGAAAAAGGAGUGGAGAGCGGAGAAAGAGCGCUUGCUUGGUCUCGGACAAGAGGAAAGACGCAAAGACUAUGGGGACAACUACCUGCCUUUGGACAAGAUUCUCACCUGGAGACAGCACCACUGUGGAGAUCCAGACGAGGAAGAGGAGCAACCUGUCUCGCUGUGUGACAAAGUCUCUCUGUACAAGGGAGACAUUACAAUCCUGGAAGUGGAUGCCAUCGUGAAUGCUGCGAACUCCAGUCUCCUCGGUGGUGGUGGAGUGGACGGCUGUAUACACAGAGCAGCAGGACAUUACCUCUAUGAAGAGUGCCACUCACUAAAUGGCUGCGAUACGGGCAAAGCCAAGAUCACCUGCGGCUAUGACCUUCCUGCCAAGUAUGUAAUCCACACUGUCGGCCCCAUCGCUAGAGGAAACGUGGGUUCGGUCCAAAGAGAAGAUCUCGCAUCCUGCUACAAGAGCUCCCUAAAGCUGGUGAAGGAGAAUAAGUUGCGGUCUGUGGCCUUUCCGUGCAUAUCUACAGGAAUUUAUGGUUUCCCCAACGAGCCGGCUGCUGACAUCGCCCUGAAAACCGUGAGGGAAUGGCUGAAGGAGAACAAGGACAAGAUCGACCGCAUCAUCUUUUGCGUCUUCUUGGAAAACGACUACAGGAUUUACAACGGGAAGAUGUCCACUUACUUCCCUACAGAUAACGAAGAAUGCGAGGAGGAGAACGAGGCCCACACGGUGGACGAUCCUAAUAAAAAUGAUGCAGAUGAUGACGAUGAUGAUGAUAAUGACGUACACAUGGACAGCCAGGUACACCACGAUGUUGAGAUGCAGAGCCAGGGAGACAUGGAUGUGGACCAACCUGAUAUCCCGAACCAGCCACCAGAAACCUGCACUUUAGCGGCUGAACAUCCAGCAAAGGAAACAGCUACAGAAAGAAGUGACCCAAGGGAAGAUGAGAAGUCUGCAGAAGAAAGCAAACCCAAGCAAGAGAAGGAGAAGCAUGAGGAAAAGAAGAGCGAUUCAGAGGAAGUCUCUGGUAGUGCCGGGGUCGAGAAGGAGAAGAGUGGCGGAGAGAAGACUGAGAACGCCCCAGCUGAUACAAAACAAGAAGAUAAGCCAGGCCAAGUAACAAGCAUGGACAGCAAGGAAGCAGACACUCAAGGAUUAGUGGGGGCCAAAGAGGUAGAGGGUGCUGAAAGCGAGGAGAAAAACACAACUUUGGAUCUUAGCAAGCCUGAAGAUGAAAUGAAACCGAAUCAGGAUGAAAGCCUUGCAGAAACAAACCAAGCAACUCAGACAGACAGCAGUCAGUCCAAAGAUGGUCCGAGUGAUAAGGGUGAGCCGAGUAAGGAGUGAGAAGACAAUCAGCCUCGUAGUUACGCGCACCGGCAAACUGUGCGAAGGUGAACAUGAUGCCACACGGUGGAGUCUCCUGAAACCCCCUCCCCCCUCCCCGUUCCUCGUUCCCCCGUUCCCCAGUGAGAGGAUUCUGUCCACUUCCUCCUUCCCUUUUUCUUUUCUUCCUUUCCUGUCUUUUCCUUGUUUGGUUUGGAAUUUAACAAAACACGUGAGAUAUAUUAGAAGGGCACACGUGAACAUAUCAGAGAAUCUAGAAGGGUUACGGGGUGAUACUUUACCUCACCGUCUUGCUGCUUGAUCAUUUCCAUUUUCCAGGUUUUCUGGUGUCGGAUAUGAACAGGUAAAAUAGAGAAACAAAAAAAUAAUACUCUGGGUUGGAUGGGAUCUUAAUUUAUGCUUAUAUAAAGAAUAUAUUCUCAUUGAUCGAUGCUUUGCACAAGGUCUGCUCUAACACAGCACCUUUACAUCAAUUACAAAUAUGACUAUUUGAUUUCUUUUUCUUUUUCCUUUCAUAUCAUGCUAAUAAGUGACGUGUCAGUACAAAUGUCCAUGUCUGCAUAUGGCCAUAUGUACGAAUAUGCAAGCCAGUGAUGAAAUGAAACACUUGGCAUUAAUACACAGUAAGUGCUUAGUGAAGUGAGAAAAUAAGAGAUGCAUUUAAGUGCUUGGGUUCCACAUGCAAUUAAUAGAAAUUGAAUAAAGCAGAUAUAUGAACUAUACAGUAAGUUAUGUUAAAUAAUUAUACACAUAUAUUUAAAAAUACACAUUAAAUAAUAUGCAAAAUAAUACAAAUUUACUAAUCCUAUAUAUUCUAUAGGUGUGGAUAGUUUAAAUUGAAUGUUGAGUAGAAAGGAGACUUCACGGAAAAGUUUUUCUUGAUUUUUGUUUUCUAUCCAUACUUGCCUGAGUCAAACCAGGGUGGUUUCAAUUACAUACCGAUACUACACUAUAUCUCUAUUUGUGAUAUUUUUUUUUUGUUUAAAAUGACGUUAAAAUUAUGUUGUGGGUCCGUACAGUAACAAAGCACUACACAUCAUCUCUCACAGAGGUUCACAUUUUUUUUGUUUGUUUUUUUUGGUGGUGUUGAUUUUUUUCCCCUCUCCUUGCAUUGUGCUUCAGAAACCAUGCUCAACCUGUUUUACACCCUUUUUAUGAUUCUUAAAGUUUCUUCUAAUCCUUCUCAUUGAUGCAUCAACACUGAUGAUUUGUUGUUUGUUAACAGAUGAACGUUUCUCAUUUAUUACCCUAAUGCACGCAAUCAGGUUUCCUUUGUGGCUUUUUUUUUUCUUCAAUUAUUAUUAAUUCUUUCUUUUUUAAUCUUUCAAUAUUUUCAUUAAACUUUGUGUGCUCCAGAUAAAUCAAGCCUUAUAUGACAGGACAGAUACGAUGUGAUCAUGAUACCAGUGCAACAUGCAGAUAUGAUGCUUGGAAUGAAUAUGAAUAUAUAUAUACACAUAAAAACUGAUAAGUGAUACAUAUAUGAUAAAUAAAUAUUAAAAAUAGUAAAAAAAAUAAUCUGUUUUCUUUGGGUUUAAGGUGAAAUGUCAAAAAAAUAUAUUUCUUUGGUUUUGUUGGAAGGUUUGAUCGAUUACUUGAAGUGGUGCCAUAAUUACAUCAGAUGACUUUAUGCCUUCAUAAAUCGAUGUUUGCUUUGCUUUACAACUACGAAAUAAAGUUGAAAAACGAUUCUUUCCA
Molecule: messenger RNA, 3240 nt
Organism: Clarias gariepinus (North African catfish)
Lineage: Eukaryota; Metazoa; Chordata; Actinopteri; Siluriformes; Clariidae
Gene: macrod2
Product: mono-ADP ribosylhydrolase 2
Exons: 20
Coding region: 187-1542 (451 amino acids)
Biological process (GO): peptidyl-glutamate ADP-deribosylation; purine nucleoside metabolic process; DNA damage response
Cellular component (GO): nucleoplasm
Molecular function (GO): ADP-ribosylglutamate-[protein] hydrolase activity
Source: RefSeq, a predicted model, not a curated record